AUGUCGUGGAUGUGCGCUCGAAAGGGGACCACUCGUCGCCUAGCUUGUGUACAUAAACCCAGAGCUGCUCCGAGCUCGUUUUUCUCCUUGGAUCAUUCUUCGUCCGUCUCGAACUCGAGUAAGCUGCUUCGCUCUCAGUCCGACACAAUGGCUCGAUUUCCUUCGCAACAACAAAGCCGUCCGGUCCACGCGACCCCGUUUAUGAACCACUCCAACACCCCGUCGGAUGCCAACUAUGACACCGCCAACCCGUCUUACAUCCGCAAGUACCUGCGCACCUACGGCCUGACUCCCCCGCGCGCCGAGUCAUACGAGACGCAAAAGGCACGAUGCCUGGCCCAACUGGGUCUGAAGAGCACCCCCAUCGACAAGUUCCUCUACCUCAGUACCCUGCGCAAGAACAACGUCCACCUGUUCUAUCGUUUGGUGACGGACCAUCUUAGAGAAUUGACGCCGCUGAUCUACACUCCCGUGGUGGGUGAGGCCUGCCAACGGUGGUCGGAGAUCUACCAGCAGCCCGAAGGCAUGUACCUGAGCUGGGAAGAUCGCGGAAACUUAGCUGCCGUGAUCGCCAAUUGGCCGCAGCCCAAUGUGGAGAUCACAUGUAUCACCGAUGGCUCCCGCAUCCUCGGGUUGGGUGACCUGGGGAUUAACGGUAUGGGCAUCCCCAUUGGCAAGCUGGCCCUAUACACGGCCUGUGCGGGUAUCCGCCCCGAGGCCACGCUGCCCCUGACUCUGGACCUGGGUACGGGUAACAAGACCCUCCGGGAAGACCCGUUGUACAUGGGUAGUCGUCGGGGCAAGAUCUCUCCCGAGGAGGAGCGGGAGUUUAUGGACGAGCUGAUGGCUGCUCUCACUGAGCGCUGGCCUGGUAUUGUCAUCCAAUUCGAGGACUUCAAGAACCCGUUCCCUGCUCUGGAGCGCUACCGGGACCUCUACACCUGCUUCAAUGACGACAUCCAGGGCACUGGCGCUGUCAUCCUGGGUGGUGUGAUCAACGCUGUCAAGCGGGCUGGCCUGCCCUGCAAGGAGCACCGCGCGGUGUUCCUGGGCGCCGGCAGCGCCGGUGUCGGCGUGGCCAAGCAGAUUGUCGAGUUCUUCAUGCGCGAGGGCAUGACCGAGGACGAGGCCCGCGGCUGCUUCUACCUGGUCGACACCAAGGGCCUGGUGACGGCCGACCGCGGCGACAAGCUGGCGGACCACAAGGUGUACUUUGCGCGCCAGGACAACAACGGCGAGCAGUACAAGACGCUGGAAGAGGUCAUCGACCACGUCAAGCCGACGAUCCUGAUGGGUCUGUCGACGCUGGGCGGCGUGUUCACGCCCGAGAUCCUGCGCAAGAUGGCCGACUGGAACACCGCCCCGAUCAUCUUCCCGCUGUCGAACCCGUCGCACAAGUCCGAGUGCGACUUCGAGAGCGCAGUCACCAACACCGACGGCCGCUGCCUCUUCGCGUCGGGCUCGCCGUUCCCCAGCAUGUCGUUCACCAACUCCACCGGCGAGACCCGCACCUACUACCCGGGCCAGGGCAACAACAUGUACGUGUUUCCCGGCAUCGGGCUGGGCAGCAUCCUGUCCAAGGCCGUGCGUGUCACCGACAACAUGAUCUACGCGUCCGGUGCCGCCCUGUCGCAGGCCCUGACCGCUGAGGAGAUCGAGCGCGGCCUGCUGUACCCGGACAUCACCCGCAUCCGCGAGGUCAGCAUCGUCGUCACCCGCAAGGUCAUGCGUGCCGCCCAGGAUGACAAGGUCGACCGCGAGACUGCCCUGCGCACCAUGUCCGACUCCGACCUCGACAACUGGAUCAAGGCCCGCAUGUACGACCCGCACACCGAGGUCCGCGCCCUCGAGCGCGAGGUCGGCCACCUGCUGUCCAGCCUGGGCUCGUUGUCUCCAGCCCUGAACGGGUCCUCGGAGGACCUGAAUGGAUCGAAGCUGUAA
Molecule: messenger RNA, 1941 nt
Organism: Penicillium alfredii
Lineage: Eukaryota; Fungi; Ascomycota; Eurotiomycetes; Eurotiales; Aspergillaceae
Product: NADP-dependent malic enzyme
Exons: 5
Coding region: 1-1941 (646 amino acids)
Biological process (GO): malate metabolic process; pyruvate metabolic process
Cellular component (GO): mitochondrion
Molecular function (GO): malate dehydrogenase (decarboxylating) (NAD+) activity; NAD binding
Source: RefSeq, a predicted model, not a curated record